This is a messenger RNA of Morone saxatilis (striped sea-bass), 5583 nucleotides long. RefSeq names its product low density lipoprotein receptor-related protein 6 (gene lrp6). Bases 1 to 2142 code for a protein of 713 amino acids. The record is from RefSeq and is a predicted model, not a curated record. NCBI's taxonomy places the organism in Eukaryota, Metazoa, Chordata, Actinopteri, Moronidae. The transcript is spliced from 13 exons. Gene Ontology annotation, molecular function: protein binding.
AUGGUGCUGAUGGGAGGGAGGAGAGCUGAAGAGUCUGUUUGUUACAGUAAGAACAACAUCAGGACCCUCCAAUCUCCGACCUCCUUCCUGUUGUUCAGUCAGAAGACGGCCAUUAACCGGAUGGUGAUUGAUGAGCAGCAGAGUCCAGAUAUAAUUCUUCCCAUUCACAGUCUGAGGAACGUCAGAGCCAUCGACUACGACCCGCUGGACAAACAGCUGUACUGGAUCGACUCCAAGCAGAACGUCAUCCGCCGCGCUCAGGAGGACGGGAACCAGAGUAUGACGGUGGUGUCGAGCUCUCUGGGCGGACCCAAUCAGGGUCUGCAGCUGUACGACCUGAGCAUCGACAUCUACAGCCGCUUCAUCUACUGGACCAGCGAGGUCACAAACGUCAUCAACGUCACCCGCACCGACGGCAGUAGGGUCGGCGUGGUGCUGCGAGGAGAACACGACAAACCCAGAGCCAUCGUCGUCAACCCGGAGAGAGGGUACAUGUACUUCACCAACCUGCUGGAGCGCUCUCCGAAGAUCGAGCGGGCGGCGCUGGACGGCACCGAGCGAGAGGUUCUGUUCUUCAGCGGUUUGGGGAAACCCGUCGCUCUGGCCAUCGAUAACGAGGUGGGGAAGCUGUUCUGGGUGGACUCAGACCUGCGACGCAUCGAGAGCAGCGACCUCUCUGGAGCCAAUCGGAUCGUGAUCGCCGACUCCAACAUCCUGCAGCCGGUGGGGCUGACGGUCUUCGGGAACCACCUGUACUGGAUCGACAAACAGCAGCAGAUGAUCGAACGCAUCGACAAGACCACGAGGGAGGGACGCACCAAGAUCCAGGCCCGCAUCACGUACCUGAGCGACAUCCACGCGGUCCACGAGCUGGACAUGAGGGAGUACAGUAAACACCCGUGUACCUGGGACAACGGCGGCUGCUCCCACAUCUGCAUCGUGAAGGGAGACGGGACGACUCGCUGCUCGUGUCCCGUCCACCUGGUUCUGCUGCAGGACGAGCUCUCCUGUGGAGAGCCCCCCACCUGCUCUCCGGAGCAGUUCUCCUGUACCUCCGGGGAGGUGGACUGCAUCCCUCAGGCCUGGAGGUGUGACGGUUAUCCCGAAUGUGACGACAGCAGCGACGAGGAAAACUGUCCCGUCUGCUCCGAGUCGGAGUUCCAGUGUGACAGCCGACAGUGUAUUGAUCUGAACCUCCGCUGCAACGGAGAGAUCAACUGUCAGGACCGGUCCGAUGAGAACAAGUGUGAAGUGCGUUGUCCUCCUGAUCAAUUCACCUGCUCUAACGGUCAGUGCAUCGGGAAACAUAAGAAGUGCGACCACAACAUGGACUGUACAGACAACUCUGACGAGAUCGGCUGCUACCCGACGGAGGAGCCUCCUCCCCCUCCCAACAACACCAUCGGCUCCAUCGUGGGCGUGGUCAUGGCGUUGUUCGUGGUGGGCGCCGUGUACUUUGUGUGUCAGCGCGUCCUCUGCCCGCAGAUGAAGGACGACGGCGAGACGGUCACCAAUGACUUUGUGGUUCACGGCCCGUCCUCGGUGCCGCUGGGAUACGUGCCGCACCCGAGCUCGCUGUCCAGCUCGCUGCCAGGAAUGUCCCGAGGGAAGUCUGUGAUUGGCUCCCUCAGCAUCAUGGGCGGGAGCAGCGGGCCGCCGUACGACCGUGCUCACGUCACCGGAGCGUCGUCCAGCAGCUCAUCCAGCACCAAGGGAACCUACUUCCCCCCGAUCCUGAAUCCUCCUCCGUCUCCUGCUACAGUUCGCUCUCAGUACACGAUGGAGUUCGGUUAUUCCUCCAACAGCCCGUCAACACACCGAUCAUACAGCUACCGGCCGUACACCUACCGCCACUUUGCCCCUCCCACCACCCCCUGCAGCACCGACGUCUGCGACAGCGACUACACGCCGGGACGCAGGGCGCUCAAGUCCGGCGCCACUGUCUCCUCCGCCGCCGCCAAGGGCUACACCAGCGACCUCAACUACGACUCGGAGCCUUUCCCGCCGCCGCCGACGCCCCGCAGCCAGUACCUGUCGGCGGAGGAGAACUGCGAGAGCUGCCCGCCGUCGCCUUACACCGAGCGCAGCUACUCCCACCACCUCUACCCGCCGCCGCCGUCACCCUGCACGGACUCCUCGUGAGCCGCCAGCUCCGCCCCCUCACUGUAAAUAGCAAUUGUGCAUAUAUGAGGUUAAAAACGGGAAGAGAGACUGAACCAGGAGGACGAAAAAAGGAAACAUUUGUACAUUGAAAAAGAGAAAAGCAUAUUUAUAUAUUUUCUAUACAGUGUUUACUGAGGACGCCGCAGAGUUUGUAUCCACACUUUGUACAUUUUAUAAGAAAAGGUUUUAUUAAAAUCAUCACAAAUAUAAGUUGCCUUAACAUGGAGACGAGAGGCUGAAGGACAGGAAGCACACGGUGGACUGAACAAACCAAAUAUGAAACCAUCAGCAGCUGCAGGAGGAGGCGGCGGCGGCGGCCAUCCGUCUGUGGACGCGGUCCCGGGUGUUUGACCUCCUGGGAACGGGUCGUAGGAUCCGCUGUGGAUGUGAGUCGUGUUAUCAAGAAGCAAUAAGGCACAUAUUUAUUAGCCAAUCAGAGGAGAGUAUUGACAAGGCUGCGGGGAUCAAUACGGAGUCCCUGAAGGGACACACGACCUCCUGACAUCCGCCUCUUUUGGGUUUUUUCUUACUAGCAACACUACAAACGGAACAUUGUACGGAGGCCCAGAGGGGACAAACACUUUCUGAUGUAACAUGACUCACAUCCCCGAAAUCAUCGAAUUCAGUGGGAUUUAAACCAAAACAAACGCUCGUGUUUGACUUUCUGUUAACACCUUGUUUUAUUAAUUAACCCUCACAUACGGAGGAAGCAGCGAUCUUGUGCCUGACCAGUCUUCACUUCCUGUUUUAUUUUUACUUUGAGGAAAAAAAGAAACACAAAGGAACCCAGUGCCCACUAAAUGCUCUAUAGUAUUUUUGUACCACAUAUUGUGUAGAUAUCGUAUUUAUAAGCUAUAUAGAAAUCAUUGUAAAUCUAUCAUCGCAGUACUUUUCAUUCCGUCUUUUUUUAUAUUGCCUCAUUAUAUUUUUCUACAGAAUCAGAACGUACGGCGACAAUCUCAGAUCAGUCCAAUCGAAGAACAUAUCCAGGUUUUCAGUGUCUGUUCAUGUAAAGGAAGGACUGUUGUGCCAAAAUAAUCUUUUUUUAAACCGCGGAGGAGGCGGAGAGGCCGGGACCAGCGGACGAGCGCCAGGCGGCGUCCGCUCUGUUGUUGUUUUUGUUGUAAAUCUGUUUCCUCGUGACGAGCAGAAUCUUAUUUUUCGAGAUGAUUUGUUUCGUCGUCUGAUCGAAACGUUUCCUGUCGAAGAGAAAAAUAACACCAGCAUGAAUCUGACAAUCUCUACACGUCCGUUUAUUAGUGUUUCUAACAUCUCGUCUUUUUCCUUUUUAAACACUGAAAGCACAAAAACAACAUCUGUCUUAACGAGGCAUUUUAUUCUUUUAAUUAAAAAAUGUGUUCUGUUCUAGAAAAACAGAAAAUCCUUGAGAAACAAAGAUUUAGUUUAAUAUAAAAAAAACUCUGAAUGUUCGGGGCUGGGUGUCGUUAUCAUCUCACUAUACCCAAAACAUACCUGAGGUUUUUAAAAAAAAAAAAUCUUUUGAGAAAUUAAUUGAACUUAAGAAACCAACAUCUUUAAAAAUAUGGAACUAUUUGAUCAAACUUUAAGAUUUUCAGUAAUAAAAUAUAUUUAUUCGAUACUCAGCCUCCGUAUUCUGCAGGACGUUAUUAUUCAAUUUAAACAUCCUAUUGAAUUCAACUUGUUUCAAGAGAAUUUUUUUAGGACAGAAAAGGGCUAAGUCCCGCCCCCUUUUUGUUUUGUGCUCCAAUCACAGUUAGGAGCCAAUGGGGGCGGGGCUAAGGAAGGAUCAAUAUAUGGAGCCAACGAAGUUCUAAAAGAUAUUUUUAACUUGUGCACAAACUCGUUAUCUAAAGUUUGUUUGUUCAUGAGGUUUUAACUUUUGCUCACAAGACAAAUUAUUAUUGAUAAACUUAUCUUUAGUGUUUGAACAAAUUAUUAUUUUGUGCACACAAGAUAUAAAAAUAUUGUGUCUGUGGACUUUAGGAGCUUCCGUAGCGGAUCUGUUGGGGAUAAAGGUGAAAUGAUGUUUUUACAGUGUAAUAUUGUGCAUAAAUUAAAAACAGUCUUGUUUUAUCUGAACAGAAUCUCAAACCACCGAAACCAGUGACGGUGGUUUGUGUCAGACCAGGACAUAAAUAUGUGUUUUUUGGCUCCCUGCUGCCUCCGUACAUCCUCAACUACCUGUGGUACAAUCAUCAUUUCACAUUGUUCACCUGCGCACAUACACUACAAACAAACAAACAUACAUUUUGGAGACGUUCUCAUUCUCUAACUGCACUUUACAGGACUUUUAUUUUGAAAUGAUUUCUGGUACAGAACUGGUGGUUGUCGAGCAGCCGGAGGAAAGUUUGACCGACUGAGGAGGUUUUUCACUUUCAGCUUCAGAUCGUAUCGUCUGCUCGCUGUCGGGACUUUAAAUCACCCGAAGGCUCCCUCCGAUUAAUAACAUACUUAUUAUAAAUUAUUAGUUUUAAUUAAUCUGUUUAUUAAGGGACAAAAUUAUUAAUUAUACAGAAUGAAUUUAGUUUUUUAAGGACUUGAUUUCAUAUUUGUAAGGUACAUAUUAAUAAUUUGAGUGAACCAGUGAAUCUGAAUUACUAAAUUCAAUAUUGACACUGAUUAGUUUUAUCUAUGAAAGCCCUGAAAGGCAAGUUUUUCAUUUUCUUAUUUCGUCUAUGAAAGGUGAUAAUUUAUUUUAUUUUAUAUUUUUUUCCACCUGUGAAAACAGGUUGAAAAGGGAAAAACUUUUUUUUUUUCAAAAUCAUUUUUCUAAAAAAGAUUUUUUUUUUUUUUUUUCGCCAAAGAUGGAAAAAAAAAAACUUGAACUUUCCUUUCAGAGCUUCCAUAGAGGAAGAGUUUUAAGUUUUGGUUCCGACUCGUUUUCCGAUUUCUUACUUUAAGAAAUUUAAAUUGAUUAAACUGGUUAAUUUAAUCUGGAUAUUUUGGGGCCGGAGAUAUAAAACAAAGGUCUGCUGGCUCCGAAUAUAUUGGCACAUUUUUGAGGACGGACGUAUUGAAACCGUAUCGGUGGGUUUAGUUGGAUACCGGAGCUUUCUACCCUGAGCAGUGGGUUUUCUUCCCGACGCGACAGAUGAAUGUCUGCAGUGAAAGUUUUGUACAGGUUGAGACGAACGUCGGAGGAAAAGGUUUGAAGGAAGUGGAAGUGUAAAAAGAUUGAAAAGGUUUUUGUUAAAAGCACUUUUGUCUCCAGGUUUUGUCUCGGAGGUUCGACAGGAAACAGAAGUUUGUGUCGUCGUUUUUAUGAAAUGUUGUCGUUGAUCCGUUCUGCUCUCAUGGUGCUCUGCGUUUUUAUACGAUGACUGCUUUACCUGAACACCAGAUGGACAUGUACAGCCCAUCAGCUGCCACCAUAAGCUGUUGUAACUCAUCAAAUGCUGAUUUUUUCUUUUUGUUAAAUAUAAAGUGAGUGAACUUUUC